CCUAUGGUUGGGUCCCGCAAGCUAGCAGAUGCGGAAGGGUGUGGCGGGUGCGCGUUGGAAUAGAAUGGAAGCAGCCAAAAACUUGCUUCCGAGCUCUGGAUCCUUCUUCGUCUCUGCUGCUGACCACGCAGCCAUUCGAUCUUUGAUCCUUGGUGUUUUGGCGGAUACCCUUGCUACCCUUCCCUCCACUUCCACACCUUCCAUAGCUGGCUAGACAGAUACCGUAAUAGAUCCCCACCAUGCCUCGCUCUUCCUCUCGUCGUCGCGGCAAACGCAGCAAGCGAGAUGAUGACGAAGAUAACGAACAAGAAGAAGACAACGAUAACAAUGUUGCUGCCGAGGUCAAUCCAGGUGGCAAUCGUCAACUUCCCUCCGCUGUCCGAGCCCGCCAACGUGCCAUUGCCGAGCGAGAAGCCGCUCGAUUGGCCCGUCCCGAACGCCGUGCGACUUCGACGUUGGGACAUGCCGAUCGCAAGAAAUCCGCCGUGACAUCGACACCCUUUGGAAUUUUGGCCAGCUCCAAUGCUUCGGCGGGAGCAGAAGAAGAGAGCACUGGUUGGUGUGGUCCCUUUACCGUGGCGCGUCAAAUGAUUGCGGCCCGCGAAGAUAUCAAGCGACAACGAGAGGCCGACAUGGAAGAUACGGCUGCUGCUGGUACCGAUGAGAAUCAUCCGCUGGAUCAAGCCAUGCAAGAAUUAGAAGAAGAAAAACGAAAACGAGCUCAUCCCUCUUUGCAAUGGAAAUCCCGUGUGGUCACUCCCGAUGCUGCAGCAGCUACUACCAAUAAAAAGAAGAAACAACGCAUUCAAUUACCAACUCAAAGUCAAAACAAGAACAAAAUUCCCUCACUCUACCAAUUGUGUGUCGAUUUUGUCGUGACCAAUUUUGAUCACGUCGAAGCUUUGGGCAAUGUGGGUCACGACAUUCGCACGUCGAUUGCCCAUUCGUUGGCGUCGCAGAAUCGACUCGAUGCCACCGCCUUGGCGGCCCUCACCGAAGACCAUUUGGAAGCAUUGGAAUUGGUCGAUUGUGCCGAUAUUCCACAGGACGCUCUCGUCGACUGCAUUCAAAACAAAGCGUCCCAGUCGCUCCGGUAUUUGCAAUUGGAUCAAGCCGGACGCUGUUUUGGAAAACAGACGGUGGAGACCUUGAUUGGCAACAAAAAGAAAGGCAGUGUCCCACUCUUUGCCCUCAGCAUUGGAGGAGCCUACUUGUUGAAAGAUGACGAUGCGGCUCGACUCAUUGCCGCCCUGUCCUCCACACUCCAAUCCUUGGCAUGGAAGGCAUGCCCCUUGUUGGGCAUGGAAUUUUGCAAAAGCAUUCCCGCCAAUUUUGGUGGUGCAACAACCCAACAAACGACAUUGCUGGAAUUCUCGCUGGAAGACAUAACCUUGUCGCGAGAAUCUUGGGAAGCACUGAUUAUUCAAAACGACAGUGAUGGAACCGAUGGCUACAAAUGGCAACGCAAUCUCAAGAGUCUGACACUCAAACGCGUCACCAAUCUACAAGACGACCUCGUCGUCUCACUCCUCCAAGGAGCACCCAAUCUGGAACAUGUCGAUUUGAGUGACAAUUAUGAUUUGACCGAUGCCACCCUCGCGGCGUUGCGCCCUUCUUCCGGUUCUUGUUUGAGAUCUCUUCACUUGUACCAUCUCCGAAAACUCACAUCCGUGGGAUUGGAGACGCUCUUUACGCCGGGAUUGGAGGGAAUGGGGCCACCGCCACAGCUCAAAGUACUCAAUCUAAGUCAUGCCAGUGUCGAUGCCGUCACGGAUAACGUCAUGGAGUUGGUCUUGCAGAGUGCUUCCAUGAAGACACACACGACAACAACAGCCGUGGAUGCAGGCUUGUCGCUCCUCGGUGGAAUGGUUCGUUUGGAAUUGCAGGGGGCGGCCAUUACCGACACGACGUUGGAACGGCUUGUGGCAACCAGCGCCAAGACGCUCGAGUAUCUUCAGGUUUCCUUUUGCCCUCACAUUACCGAUCAAGGGCUUGGGUAUCUGGUGGAUUCGCUCGGAAAUCAGCUCGAAGAAGUGCAGAUUUGGGGAUGUGCUCAAAUCACGGAAAAGUUUUGGAACGGCCAUGCCCGGGCGGUGUUGGUGGAGGGUGACAAACCAGGCGGCACCAGUUUUGCAGCAGUAGUGCCGCUGCAAAUCACGGGAGCAUGGAUGAAAAAGAGUGGUAUUGCCUCGAUUCGUUCCUGA
Seminavis robusta is the source of this 2204-nucleotide messenger RNA. The record is from the annotation of a GenBank genome assembly. Lineage: Eukaryota; Bacillariophyta; Bacillariophyceae; Naviculales; Naviculaceae.